AAGAGAGACUAAGUGAGAAAGAGAGAGCGCUAGAAACAGAGGCGAAUCGCUGCGUGGCGGAAUUUACCAAGGAAUACCUGAUCGAACGAACGAACCACUGGGCGGGCAGUAGAGUGAUAGUGUGCGUACCGAGGCAGCAUUGAGAUCAGCGCAGCGCGGCAGAGACGUCCAGUGCAGUCGAAGAGUUCUAACAAGACAGUUUUAAGGCAUUUUAAUCACCGCUACACACAAGAUACUACAACCUGACCGCUAACAUGCUACACGCCAACGCCAGAAUAGUGCUGUCCGUGACCCUCUUGCACUCAUACUUCCUGUCGUCUGCCGUGCCCUUUCAUAACUCACUGAAAAAGAAAUCCUCCGCGGACAAGUCCGACCUUGACCCUGACCUGGGUCACCUCCCCAGGAACACGGAGGAGGCGGCGCUCGAGUAUUACAAACAGUUCAUGGUCGACGAGGGACAACAUCAGGGCUUCGGUGCAGACGACUACGAGCAUCAGGCGGAGCAUGCGCACGCAGGCGGAAAUAGCGACGACUAUGACAUGGAAGAUCAGUAUCUAUAUCCGGCAUGCAUGUCUAUUGAAUAUUUAACGGAACUGAAGGACCGAUUCAGCAGCCAGAUUGACGGCAACGACGACGGCAAGGCGACGUACGAGGAGAUGUUGCGACACCUGAGAGACUACAACCCCCACGUGACGGCCGAGACGGUGAAAAAGUUCAUCAAGAGGCGAGAUCUCAACGGAAAUGGCGUCAUCGAGUUUGUCCCAGAAUACAUCAGGAAUAUCGUGGUUCCGGAUAACAGCGAGGAAACUGCUCGAGAGUGGUUCGCCCUUGACGACACGAAUGGCGACGGUUACGUGACGCGCGACGAACUCCUGGCCAUCACCAAUCACGUGGGAACUCCCGCGGACCGCGGGGAGCUCAAAGUCGCCAGUUACUACAUGAGCAACGACAAAAACGGAGACGACAAGCUCAGCUGGGAUGAGUACAAGACGAUAUACGGGCAGUAGUGAGUUCGACUCUGGCCUGGUUCCACACCUCUUUGUUCAUCAUCCGUGGGGACGAUUUUCUACAGAAUUUGGAAGACAAGUGAAACCAGGACAAAAACAGACAAUACUUGUUCAUGCACCUUCAUCAUGAUUUAUUUUAUUUCUCACUCUUUCAUUUGCUGUUCUGUAGACCGCUUACCAUGUUCUGUGAAUAAAACUGGGAUACAAGUUA
Gigantopelta aegis is the source of this 1218-nucleotide messenger RNA. Its product is annotated as calmodulin-like protein 7. The coding region runs from base 255 to 1007 and encodes 250 amino acids. The record is from RefSeq and is a predicted model, not a curated record. The transcript is spliced from 6 exons. Gene Ontology annotation, molecular function: calcium ion binding. NCBI's taxonomy places the organism in Eukaryota, Metazoa, Mollusca, Gastropoda, Neomphalida, Peltospiridae.